AUGGACGCGCUCGAUUCAAAACCAGAGACAGAGGCAACGGGGCCAGGGCGCGAGGAGAACUCAAACAGCCUUCCUUCGCCCAGCACAUCCAGCCCGAGACGCACGAGCACUAUCGGCCUUGUCGAUAGAGCAGCCAAGGCAGUGCGCACACAGAUGGACUGGCUGAGCACAAGAGAGGCGUGGUUAGGAUCCUACAAUUAUCGACGCCUAUUCCAGCCUCGAUGGCUGCCUUGGGCUAGAAGGUAUCGCACAGGAGCACCUCCAGAGCAUGCUGGCGAACUGCCGUUCUACGGCCUCAAUGACCCUUUACCGAUCGUCUUGGCUGCCAUCUGCGGCUUGCAGCACUGUUUGGCUAUGCUUGCGGGUCUCAUCACUCCUCCAAUCAUCGUGGCUUCCACAUUCUCCCUGGACGCCUCGACUAGCUCUUAUCUCAUCUCGGCAUCCCUAAUCGCUAGCGGCCUUUUGUCUCUGCUGCAAAUGUCGGCCAUACCGCUCUCCUUCAUUCCGCUGAGGUUCUUCAAGGACAAGCAAAUCGGCACGGGCAUAAUCAGCGUCGUUGGAACGAGCUUCAACACUCUAUCCGCAGCUUCGAGCAUCUCCACUGCGCUCUACGCGGAUGGCGUGUGUCCUACCAGUCCACAAGGCGCUCGAUUAUCAUGUCCGCAAGGCUACGGCUAUCUGCUUGGCACAUCUGCGCUCUGCGCAUUGCUCCAGAUUGGCAUCAGCUUCGCCCCCGUCAAGCUUAUCCGUCGCGCAUUUCCGCCACUCAUCACGGGUCCCGUCGUCUUUCUCAUCGGCGCCAAUCUGAUCGGCAGCAGCGGGUUCCUGGAUUGGGCGGGUGGCAGCGGGGAAUGCUCAUUCCGGCCCGCAAGCGGACAAUACUCGGUGUGUCCUCAAGUGGGCGCCCCUCACGCUCUGCCUUGGGGAUCACCCGAGUACCUUGGCCUUGGCCUCUUCUCUUUCAUGACCAUCGUCUUUGUCGAGCUGUUUGGCUCGCCAGCGAUGAGAUCGGCCAGCAUCGUCAUCGGACUCAUCAUUCCGACCGUCACGGCAGGUAUAGGAGGAGGCUACACUUCGCGCUCGUCCAUCGACGCUGCUCCCCCAAUCACCUUCCUCUGGGCGGACACUUUUCCGCUUCGAGUCUAUGGACCUGCCGUCUUACCGUUGCUGGCAGUGUAUCUGUCCAUGACAGCAGAAGCCACUGGAGAUAUCACGGCAGCGUCGGAGAUGAGUCGGCUGAGCGUGCAGGGAGCAGACUUUGACAGGCGAAUUCAAGGCGGUAUCCUCAGCGACGGCCUGGGUGGACUGUUAUCAGCGCUGGGAACCAUCACGCCGCUGUCGGUCUUUGCGCAAAAUACUAGCACCAUCGGCAUGACUCGAGUGGCCAAUCGGCGAGCGGGCUACUGGUGUUGCGGCUUCUUGGUGCUGUUUGGAAUCUUGGGCAAGAUGGCUGGCGCCAUCUUGGCCAUCCCAGCACCAAUCCUGGGCGGUGUGACGAGCUUCUUGUUCGCUAGCGUGGCUGUCGCUGGCCUCUCGCUGAUCGCGCGAGUCGACAUGCAAAGCCGCAGGAUUCGAUUCGUCCUGGCAUCAUCCCUGAUGAUGGGAUGCGGUAACCUUUUGGUCAAGGAUUGGGCGACCUAUCUGCUUCCAAGCACUGGUAAUCACGCUUUGGCAGGAUUCUUUACGUCGAUCAAGGUGCGCGCUUGCUCAGCUGCCGCUCCAUCAGCUUCUUCCUGAUGACCACUCUUGCUUCCCCGCACUUGCCGCAGAUUCUGAUUCAGACCCCUUUCGUCAUCGCUGCAUUGUGAGUCGUCUGUGCAGCCUCUUGUCGUAAUCUUUGCAAAGGUGUUUGCUGACGCUCUUCAUCUCGACGUGCAGCACUGGACUUGUGGCCAAUACCAUCUUACCAUACGACGGCGAAGAUUUGGCAGCGGAAGAGCGCGCACAAAAAGCCUCCCAAGCGUCUGCGCUAGAGCUUGAAAUGGCUGUUCCAAGCGCUUAUCACAAAGGCGCUACGACAAGCUCAACUUCUGUGGUAAGCGCAGCAGGCGAUGAACAAGACGCGGAACAUGAGAUUGGGACAAGGCAUAAGCAGCAGUGA
Messenger RNA from Ceraceosorus bombacis, 2101 nucleotides. The record is from the annotation of a GenBank genome assembly. Lineage: Eukaryota; Fungi; Basidiomycota; Exobasidiomycetes; Ceraceosorales; Ceraceosoraceae.